This is a messenger RNA of Pecten maximus, 1849 nucleotides long. RefSeq names its product mitochondrial intermembrane space import and assembly protein 40-A-like. The record is from RefSeq and is a predicted model, not a curated record. Gene Ontology annotation, molecular function: protein-disulfide reductase activity. Gene Ontology annotation, biological process: protein import into mitochondrial intermembrane space. The transcript has 3 exons. Gene Ontology annotation, cellular component: mitochondrial intermembrane space. Lineage: Eukaryota; Metazoa; Mollusca; Bivalvia; Pectinida; Pectinidae. Bases 111 to 497 code for a protein of 128 amino acids.
UUGUAUUGUAUGCUGGAAAGCAGAGCGUCCAUUCGUCUAAUUUGACGGUAUAAACACACGUGUAUUUGUUGUCUUAAAAUAAGUUCAUAACGACAUCAAACCAUUCAACAAUGUCCUUCUGCCAGGAAGACGGAAAAGACAAAUAUGUAUUUCUAACGUCAGAUGAAGCCAACGAGCCAAGUAAACUGUCUGUACCAGAAGAGAUAGACAGACCAGAGAAUUUUGUUAAAGGUUUUAUUGAUGAGAAAGGAAGUCUGAACUGGGAAUGUGCCUGUCGUGGAAGUAUGGUGGCCAGCAGAUGUGGGGUUGAGAUGAGAGAUUUCUUCCAGUGUAUCCAUGACAACAUGAACAAUGAAGAGAAGGCUGAUGCCUGUCUUGAGAAGUUUCAUGAAGUGAAAACAUGCAUGGAUAAAUUUCCCGAACAUUAUAAAAGUCCAGAGGAGGAUGAGGCAGAAGAGGGAGCAUCUGAAAAAGCUGAAUCUCAAGCUUCAAAAUAAUUUUAAUAUCACAGAGACUUCAAUUACAUGGAUAGCCUAUACAACCAUGUGAUGUGUGUUAUACAUGAAACAUUGUAAUAAGGAUUGAGUGUUAAGUGAUGAUCAUUUUUGUUGAGUAAAUGUUGGAACAUAUUUUAUUGUUUUGAACAAACCUUACCUCAGUUUCUCAAGUAAAAACAAACAUCUAUAACUGUUAUAUUAUUCAUUAUUAUCUAAUUACAUCAAUUCAGGCGUUGAUGUUUCCUACUUCAAUUUGUGUGAGGGGGUCAGGAUAGCUCAGUCGGUUAGAGCACCAGCCACUUAACCUCAGGUGAAGAUCUGAGGUGAGUGUUGCGACACUCCCUACCCACUGCGAUUGCGUUUCUCACGAAGCAGUGAAAUUGUCUGGUUUGUGCUGUCGUGGUUGUGUCCUUUGCCAAACCACUUCACCCUGAUUGCUCUGGACGGGUUUCCCAUUGUUCAGUGAGGUAGUCAGCAACUAUUACCCCACCUCAAAAAAGACACUGACUGUUCAUGGUGCAAUAAAUCCAGCAAACAAUGAUUGAUUUGUAAUAAUAACAUGUAAGUAUCAUGUCACACUGGUGGUAUUUUAUUAGUCUAUAGGAUUCCCCUAUAUCUGUAUGGGUCACACUCUCUAGGUUUUACAUUCUGUAGUAAUAACACCCCCCACCCGACCUCAAAGCUGUAAUACAUCAAGGCCCUGCCAAAUGUGAGGUCAUUGAGGCAAUACAAUCCUAGAUAUGUCAUAUUAACUUGAAAAUAGUGUGCUGUAUAAUGUCUACUUGAUUCGUUUCUGAUGUACUACCAUCUACGCUGCAUCAUACAAAAGACAUGUGACUCUGUCAGAACCCAGAGAGCCUUAACUUAAUAACAGUAACUGAUUCCUCCUCUAGAUAAUGACUAUAUAUUUAGUGAUGCUAAAGAACACUUGUAUUGCUUUCUUGAAAGAAAACAGAUUACCUCCCCUUUUUCACGUUUUACAGUACAUAAGAUGUACAACAAGUAUAAGAAAUCAUUGUUAUUAUUAUAGCGAGUAUGGGUACUGUUCUUGUUAUGGUAAACUAACAAUUACAAUAUUUCAGCAUUUAUCUUAGUCUAGUAAAUAUUCUAGUACACAUAAGUAGUAAUUGUAUUGUAUUGGACAGAAAGACUCUGGUUUUGUUAUAGCUAGUGUAUACUGUGGUUGAGUCAAGUCAUCAUUCAAGAGUCAAUCAUACUCUAAAACGUUUGAUUGUCCUAAAAUAUAUAGUGGUUUUUUUUGGGUUUUUUUUGUUAGUUUUUUAAUUUGUAUGUAAUGAUUGCGAGGACUAAAUGCAUAACAGUUGACAGAACAAUAAAUGUAAUCAAAAGGA